Molecule: messenger RNA, 1851 nt
Organism: Diplodia corticola
Lineage: Eukaryota; Fungi; Ascomycota; Dothideomycetes; Botryosphaeriales; Botryosphaeriaceae
Product: flocculation suppression protein
Exons: 6
Coding region: 1-1851 (616 amino acids)
Biological process (GO): regulation of DNA-templated transcription
Molecular function (GO): DNA-binding transcription factor activity; sequence-specific DNA binding
Source: RefSeq, a predicted model, not a curated record
AUGGCUUCCGGCGCCGAAUCCGUCAGGCGCAGCCCGUUCGCCGCCGAUACCCUCGCGCCAGGUAUGCACAAGACAAUACCGAUCCUCCCGUCGUCGUCAGCCGCCUCCUCGUUGACCCCUCCGGUCCCCGCAGGAGACCCAAUGGACGUCACGCCCUCGAACUCGACGUCCGCGGCUCCCCCGUCACAGCCCAGCCCGGCCCUGGACCGCAACGGUGGGAACCAGUCGGAGCCGGACAACAGCAGCCAGAGCAGCAACCAACAGCAGAACAGCACCGGCGGAGCGCCCACGUCCAACGCGACUGCGGCCGCGGCAAACAACACCACCAACGGGAACACUAGCGCCGGUAGCAGCAAUGGCCCGGGCAUCGGUGCGGCCGCGGCAGCGCAGCAGCCCAAGGUUGUACAAACUGCCUUCAUCCACAAGCUCUACAACAUGCUCGAAGACCAGUCAAUCCAGCAUUUGAUAUCGUGGUCCAGCACCAACGAAAGUUUUGUCAUGUCGCCGUCGAAUGAAUUCUCAAAAGUUCUUUCUUCUUACUUCAAACACACCAAUAUUUCAUCAUUUGUGCGACAGUUGAACAUGUACGGUUUUCACAAAGUGAGCGACGUUUUCCACACCGGCUCCCCCGAUUCUCCCCUUUGGGAGUUCAAGCACGGCAAUGGCAACUUUAAGCGAGGGGAUCUCGUUGGCCUGAGGGAGAUCAAGCGGCGAGCCUCGCGGCAUGCUCUCAUACACCGUGAUUCCUUUUCUACUGGCCCCAAAACAGCAGCUCCGUCCUCGGGCGCUCCUGUAGAGCCCAUGCCUGAUCCCGUAGAGUCUCGGCUGCAAAUGCUCGAGCACAGCCUCUACGAUAUGCAUGCUCGGCUCGCACGGACCGAAGAUAGUUAUGCAUACGUCAAUCAAAGAUGCAACGUGCUCACGGAAAGCCUGAUGCGCUGCCACCAGUGGAAUUAUGAGCUCUCCAAUUGCAUAAAGGCCAUGGUCCCUGACCCGGAGCAUCAGAUACAUAAGGAUGUAACCAUGAUGCAAAAUGAGAUUGCAAGACAGUCGGACAUUUUCCGAUCGAUGGACGAACAGCAAGAAAACAUUCAGUCCGCCCGCUCCCAGUAUUUCUCCAACUUGCAGAGCGACAGCAUGGCGCCAGCAUCCCCCCGGCAGAUGCCUCAGAACGACCAGCGAAGGCCAUCGUUAGCAGAUGUCGGGCGACCGGGGUCUUACAGGGGCCCGCAAACCGCCGUGCCUCCCCACCUGCAGGUCGUGUCGCCCAGGAGGUAUGGCUCGAUCACCCAAGGCAACUAUUCGCCAUCGUCGUUGCGGCCACCGGUUCAGCAGGCGCCGCCGCCGCCGCCGCCCCAGAUCCAGCAUCCACUUGCCAAUGUUGAUUCCAAUUCACCACCACCCAACCUCUCCCGGAGGCAUACUUCUGCGGAUAUUCGAUUACAUGGCUGGGUGCCGCCUCCGCCGCCGCCGCCAUCUCACUCACCAUACGCGUCUGGUCACAAUUCCACACCAUGGCCUUCGUCACCACACAGGGCUCCCCUCGGUGGCGAUGAGCAACUUAGGAACGCCUUGGCCCAAUAUGAAAUAACGCGCGGUCCCAGGCAACAUCCAGGUUCACGAAACGCAACGCCUCCACCUAACGAACCCAGUUCGACACUGAAUCCCGACGCUGGGUGGACUCUCCCAGGGGCGCGUUUUCCGUUCCGCGGCAUCGACACACCGGGUCCUCCGACCAGACGAUCGAGCAUGGCAUCGAACGUGCAUUCACUGUUGAACCCGGCGGAAACCGCAGAACGGCCGGACGAGGACGAGCCGCAAGGCGAUCUGAAGCGGAAGAGGCUCCUAUGA